Pecten maximus is the source of this 1822-nucleotide messenger RNA. RefSeq names its product collagen alpha-1(XXII) chain-like. The transcript is spliced from 7 exons. NCBI's taxonomy places the organism in Eukaryota, Metazoa, Mollusca, Bivalvia, Pectinida, Pectinidae. The record is from RefSeq and is a predicted model, not a curated record. Bases 316 to 1398 code for a protein of 360 amino acids.
AAAUGAUGUGGCAUUGGAGUCGAUCGAAAUUUUUACAUGAAUAUUUAUAAUAAUUUUUGUGAGCUCUGGACGGUUUGGCCUGUUAAAUUCUACAGCGCGUGAUAGUUUUGCGCAGUUUUCACCGCGGCGAGCUUCGUACAGUUUCGGCCUCGUUUGAAUUGCCUUAACGUCACGGCCUUGGUAAUUUAGUAUAAGGAGGCACAGACUGUCCUGGACAUUGUCAAAGUACACUUCAACUGUUGAUUGCUAGUUUUAGCUUCGACCAUAUAAACCAGGGUUUAUUGAAGUAUUUUUUUUUCGUUCAGAGACAUCAUAAUGGAUUCGCACAUUUUACUGGUGUGCAUUUUACAUCUGCUGAAGUACGUAGACGGGUCUAGUGAUUCGGGAAUUGAAGCAUGUGGCGGGAAAGCGGCGGAUAUCAUGUUCGUUCUCGACACUUCCGGUAGCAUCAUCUAUGGUGACUUCAAGAAAGAGAUCAAUUUUACCAGAGAUGUCGUUUCCAUCUUUGAUGUCAACUCUAACAGAACGCGUGUAGGCGUCAUCAACUUCAGUACGAAGGUGAUAGAGGAAAUUGGUCUUGGUGAAAUCACAAACAAAGAAGAGGUGCUGGCGAGAUUGUCCCCAAACAACAUUCUGUACCAGGGUGGGGGCACCCACACCGCUAAUGCCUUGCAUCGUCUCUGGGACAGAGUCUUUGUUCCGGGGGUCAUGAGACCGGGAGUCUCCCAUAUCGCGAUAGUCCUCACGGACGGAAUGUCUUACAACAUGGCAAGGACCAAACAGGAAGCCAUGGAAGUCAAACGAAGGGGAAUAACAGUGUUUGUUAUCGGAAUAGGAGGCAAUGAGAGCGUCGACACACAAGAACUGAGAGACAUAGCCAGUGAACCAACUGAGAACUACAUGUUCCAGAUCCGUAACUUUGAUGCGCUGAACUCAAUCAAAGCCAAACUUGCCUACAAAGCAUGCAAACAGGCCCCUGUCACCACUCCGGCCCCCACACCCCCACCGGUGAUGAAUGAUAGCGGCGACAGAGUGUGUGUUCCAAGGAGUCCUGUGAAUAUGGUAUUUGGCUUUGAUAUAUCAGCUAUUGGAACGGAGAAUACCAAUUUCAUCCUCGAGUUCAUCCACAAUUUAUUCGCUGAGUUUUCACAGAUGUCACAGCGCAUGACCGUCUCGGUGAUCUCCGGUAGUAGAUGUGGUCAUACAGAUCGCCGAGGCGAAGCCUUGAUUGACAAUGUACACAGCAUGGACGAAAUAGACCGUCAACUUAACUUCCUCUCCGCCACCGAACCCUUCAACAGCACAAUGAAGAAGAUGCGCCUCAAUUUAAGAAAACCGCCAGGAGGAAAGUGGGGGUCCUCUUUUUGGACAAAGAACUGCAAUCCUCUGAACUUUUAAAAGCAAAGAAAGAGAAAAGAUAUAUGGUCUUCCAAGGAAUUGACUUCUACAUUAUUGGUGUUGGAGACAGAGUGAUCCCUAGUCAAGUAGUAAACCUGACUAAAGGCGGCAACAGCUUCUUCCACAUAGACCGAUAUGAAAUGAUAAAUGACCUCAGAGAUGAAUUGUUAUGUGCAAUAUUCUAAAUUCUGAUUCAUCCAGAGCUGUAAAUAUUAACUUAUUUAACAGUAGGGAAUUCGGGUAGGUUUCUACCCGGUAAGAAUGACGUCAUCAGUUUUUGAGAUGUACGAAUCUUUUGGAAGCGAUGAAUAUCAUCAUCAGUAUACCCAUACUGUUUGAUGGCUGGGAUUACUAGCAUUGAAUCUAAUCUUAUCUGUUAGAUAUGUAGAUUUUUUGUUUUGAAUAAAAUAGUCUUCAUAAGUCA